This is a messenger RNA of Odobenus rosmarus divergens (Pacific walrus), 1757 nucleotides long. It is a transcript of the gene VPS26B, whose product is annotated as vacuolar protein sorting 26 homolog B (S. pombe). NCBI's taxonomy places the organism in Eukaryota, Metazoa, Chordata, Mammalia, Carnivora, Odobenidae. The coding region runs from base 103 to 1113 and encodes 336 amino acids. The record is from RefSeq and is a predicted model, not a curated record. Gene Ontology annotation, cellular component: retromer complex; endosome. The transcript has 6 exons. Gene Ontology annotation, biological process: intracellular protein transport; retrograde transport, endosome to Golgi.
GAGCUGGGUCCAGCGUCCAGCCCUCCGGCCUUUGCUUAGCGCCCCCACCCCGCAGAGAGGAGUGGUCCUACCGAAACCGGCCCGGUCCGGCCCGGCGGUGAGAUGAGCUUCUUCGGCUUUGGGCAGAGCGUGGAGGUGGAAAUCUUGCUGAACGAUGCGGAGAGUAGGAAGCGGGCCGAGCACAAAACGGAGGACGGGAAGAAGGAGAAAUAUUUCCUCUUCUACGACGGAGAGACGGUCUCCGGGAAGGUGAGCCUCGCACUCAAGAACCCCAACAAGCGGCUGGAGCACCAGGGCAUCAAGAUCGAGUUCAUCGGGCAGAUCGAACUCUACUAUGACCGCGGGAACCACCAUGAGUUUGUGUCCCUGGUGAAGGAUUUGGCCCGGCCCGGAGAAAUUAGCCAAUCACAGGCCUUCGACUUUGAAUUCACCCACGUGGAGAAGCCGUAUGAGUCAUACACAGGCCAGAAUGUGAAACUAAGGUAUUUCCUUCGAGCCACCAUCAGCCGCCGCCUCAAUGAUGUCGUCAAAGAGAUGGACAUUGUAGUCCACACACUCAGCACGUACCCAGAGUUGAACUCCUCCAUCAAGAUGGAGGUUGGGAUCGAGGACUGCCUGCACAUUGAGUUUGAGUAUAAUAAGUCCAAAUACCACUUGAAAGAUGUCAUUGUAGGAAAGAUCUACUUCCUCUUGGUGAGAAUCAAAAUCAAGCACAUGGAGAUAGAUAUCAUCAAGCGGGAAACGACGGGCACAGGCCCCAACGUGUACCACGAGAAUGACACGAUAGCCAAGUACGAGAUCAUGGACGGGGCACCCGUGAGAGGAGAGUCCAUUCCGAUCCGGCUCUUCCUGGCGGGCUACGAGCUCACCCCCACCAUGAGGGACAUCAACAAGAAGUUCUCUGUGCGCUAUUACCUCAAUCUGGUGCUGAUAGAUGAGGAGGAACGGCGCUACUUCAAACAGCAGGAAGUGGUGUUGUGGCGGAAAGGUGACAUCGUACGGAAGAGCAUGUCCCACCAGGCAGCCAUCGCCUCACAACGCUUCGAGGGUACAGCCUCCCUGGGUGAGGUGCGGACCCCCAGCCAGCUGUCUGACAACAACAGCAGGCAGUAGGCCCCCAGAGCCAAGAAGCUGCUGGGCUUCCACCCCAGCACCCCCGUCUACCAAACACCAGCGGCUGGGGGAGGGGGAGGACAGUGUGAUGCUCAACUGACCUGUUACUUGCAACCUGAAAACAAAUCGUGUUUUGACUUAAAUUCUUUUUUCUGAAGAACCUAAGGGGCUUGGGUUGGGAGGCAGUCUCCUUGAGAUUCUGCGGCCGAUGUGGGAAUAGGGAGAGGUAGCAUCCUGGUAGCUGGUCUGUCUGGGGAAAAGAGCCUUCUGUUGAGGCCUUCCGUGUGCGGCUGCCUUGCAUUUUACAGGAGAGCAGAGAGCGGGCAUCCUUGGCUCCUGGGUCUCUGAGCUUCCUGAUACAGGAUCUGAACAUGUCCCUGGGAUUCUGAGCUGCCAGCAGGGCCCGGGGUAGUCACAUCUUAUUCUCUCCUCCACUAUCCCUACCCUAUCCUAAAUGGCAGGGGCGGGGGGAGACUCAAGAUCAGGAAGCUACCUCUUUGGGAGUCUUGGAUGUGGUGCUUUGAUGUUUCCACAAGCCACCUCCUUUCUGGCCUCUCACUGCUGGGACCCAGGCACCUCCCUUCUCCAUCUUCUACAGACUCUUACCAGUAACGUCCUGGAACAGAAGCCUGUGGAAGGGCCUU